CUCAAUUAGUUCUGAGACCAUUCCAUUUGAAUAGGGACCAAAACAGCAGAAAACCCUCUUUUAUUUUCAAAAUUACCCUUUUCGAGCUUGGAGUUCCCAACAACUAUCUUAUUCCUUCACUCACUCCUCUCUGCGCUUGGCUAUGGAAAAAACGCACAGCUCCAGCGCAGAGGAGCAGGAUCCGACCCGGCGCCACCUGGAUCCCCCACCCGGGUUAACUGCUGAAGAGUUCGAGGACCUCAAACCCUCCGUGCUGGAGCACCACACCUACUCCGUCACACCCACCCGCCAAAGCUCCUCCCUCCUCGCGCAGCGCAUCCACGCGCCACCACACGCGGUGUGGUCCGUCGUGCGCUGCUUCGACAACCCACAGGCCUACAAGCACUUCAUCAAGAGCUGCCACGUCAAGGAGGGCUUCCAGCUCGCCGUGGGGUCCACCCGCGAUGUCCACGUCAUCUCAGGGCUACCGGCUGCCACCAGCACCGAGCGCCUCGACCUGCUCGACGACGACAGACACGUCAUCGGCUUCACCAUCGUCGGGGGCGACCACAGGCUCAGGAACUACCGGUCAGUCACCUCGGUGCACGGGUUCGAGUGCGACGGAAAGAUCUGGACCGUUGUUCUGGAAUCGUACGUCGUGGACGUGCCCGAAGGGAACACCGAGGAGGACACGCGUCUGUUUGCUGAUACUGUUGUGAAGCUGAAUCUGCAGAAGCUGGCGUCUGUCAGCGAAGGAAUGUGCGGUGACGGUGACGGUGACGGUGACGGUAAGGGUAAUAAAUCAUAGUUUGCGCGACCCAAACCCGAAGAAGAAAAAGAAAAGGUUCGAAAUUGAAAAUUAAAAAAGAAGGAAAUCAUUCGGAAAGCUUUUUUUUUUAUCUUUUUUUAUUGGAAGUGUUUUUGUUUCUAUUUUUGGGUGAACAUGUUAUUAUUACUAUUAUUAGUUUUAUUUUUCACUGUUUGAAAUUACUAGCAUGUCCUUUGUUUGGUGGAUUGGCCAGGUUGAACUUGUUUCACGUGGGAAAUAAAGUGGUGGCUUUAUUUGUUAUUUCAAA
Molecule: messenger RNA, 1055 nt
Organism: Glycine soja
Lineage: Eukaryota; Viridiplantae; Streptophyta; Magnoliopsida; Fabales; Fabaceae
Product: abscisic acid receptor PYR1-like
Exons: 1
Coding region: 143-787 (214 amino acids)
Biological process (GO): abscisic acid-activated signaling pathway
Cellular component (GO): cytoplasm; nucleus
Molecular function (GO): protein phosphatase inhibitor activity; abscisic acid binding; signaling receptor activity
Source: RefSeq, a predicted model, not a curated record